AUUCCGACGGAGAGCGUGUACGCAGCUGGAUGCUCAAUAUGAUGAAGCUCGUGAAUUCACAACCAUUUUAUGUAGGCUAGAAACGACGCAGAAUCCUCUCGCACGUCAUAUCCAGCUCCACGUUCAAUGCACAAAACCGGGUACACAUUAUAUCGCCAACGACCUGAAAGAAAGGAAGACCUUCACGUCCAACACUCUACGCCUAACUACCCUUUUCAUGCAAUUAACCAUGUUCCUCAACCCCUCCGCCGCCUCCUACACCUACACCGGCUCACCUCCCUCCCCUCACGUCCUCCCCUUCCACCGUCUCCUCCCAGACUAUGCCGCCACGCCCCUGCACCCCCUCUCAUCCCUCGCCCAAUCUCUCGGCCUCGCCUACAUUUUCGUCAAAGACGAAAGCAACCGCUUCGGUCUCCCCGCCUUCAAGAUCCUUGGCGCCUCAUGGGCGACCUUCAAAGCCGUAGCCGCAGCGUGCGACGUCCGUCUGGAAGAAGGCGUGGGCGUGGAAGAGGUCGGAGCUGCGGCGAGGAAAUCAGGAGUGAGGAUAGUAACGUGCACGGCGGGGAACUGGGGGAGGGCCGUGGCAAGGAUGGGAAAGCUUAUGCGUAUUGAUGUGACGGUGUUUGUGCCGGGCACUAUGGAUGAAAGUACGCAGGAGAAGAUUAGGAGUGAAGGCACGACGGUAGAUGUUGUGGACGGGGACUAUGAUGAGGCUGUUCGCACGGCGAGAAGGGAGGCUGAGGGGAAAGGAAGUGUUCUCAUGAUGGAUACGGGGUGGGAGGGGUAUGAGGAGAUUCCGCAGUGGGUUGUAGAAGGGUACUCUACCAUGCUCACCGAGACGGAUCAGCAGCUGCGGCAACAUGGUGUUGGGCCAGUCACGCACGCCAUAGCGUCCGUGGGCGUCGGGUCUUGGGCGCAGGCGGUAGCAAUGCAUUACAAGUCAACCACUCCAUCCGCAGUUGUAGUAGCAGUCGAGCCAGACACAGCUGCUUGUCUAAGAACCAGCCUCGAGGCAGGAAAGAUCACACCAAUCACAACAGGGAACAGUAUCAUGAACGGCAUGAAUUGCGGUACGGUGUCGUACACCGCGUGGGAGGUGCUACGCCACGGCGUGGAUGCGUGCGUAGAUGUGACGGAUACAGAAGCGCAUCUCGAUUUGCAGUAUCUGCACACUCAGGGUGUGAAGAACGGGCCCUGUGGGGCAGCGCCCGUGAGUGCGCUUCGGAAGUUGGUGAGUGAGAAGAAGUUGGGGUUAGGGAAGGACUCAGUUGUUGUACUUUUUAGCACGGAGGGAGCGCGCGACUACCCUGUCCCUGCAUGAUGGUAGAAUAUUAGCGAUAACAGCGAGGCUUGAUCGAACUAGGAUUGAGCAUAUCGAUA
Paraphaeosphaeria sporulosa is the source of this 1380-nucleotide messenger RNA. Its product is annotated as diaminopropionate ammonia-lyase family protein. The coding region runs from base 230 to 1321 and encodes 363 amino acids. The record is from RefSeq and is a predicted model, not a curated record. Lineage: Eukaryota; Fungi; Ascomycota; Dothideomycetes; Pleosporales; Didymosphaeriaceae. The transcript is spliced from 2 exons.